Molecule: messenger RNA, 1266 nt
Organism: Necator americanus (New World hookworm)
Lineage: Eukaryota; Metazoa; Nematoda; Chromadorea; Rhabditida; Ancylostomatidae
Exons: 11
Coding region: 1-1266 (421 amino acids)
Biological process (GO): lipid metabolic process
Source: RefSeq, a predicted model, not a curated record
AUGUUGCACGGACUUUUGAAUCUGUUAUUAUUAUUCUGUUGCUUUACAUUUGCAAGCGGAGACGUUGCUCACGUUUUUCACCCGGUUAUCUUAAUUCCUGGGGUCGCUGGGAGCCAGCUGGAGGCGAACCUGACCGGGAAGCCGGACGUUGUUCAUCCGUUAUGCCUACGGCGUACGCACAAGUUUUUCGAUCUCUGGUUGAAUUUGGAAAAGCUUCUGCCGAUUGCAAUCGAGUGUUUGGCCCACAAUCUAAUGCUGCAAACCAAUUCUGAGACUGGGGAAGUUUCCAGCAUGCCCGGUGUCGAUAUUCGAGUUUCAGGGUUUGGCACAUCGUCAUCUGUUGAAUUUCUAGACAAAAGCAGAGCUGCUCCCGGGAUGUAUUUCUUCCUACUAGUGGAGAAUCUUGUGAAAUGGGGUCUCCGGCGUGAUGUGAACAUCACUGGAGCACCAUACGACUUCAGACUAGCACCAGAACAUCUGGGCGUCUAUUAUCAAGAGUUGAAAGCCCUUGUUGAAAGAUCUUACGAUAAUGCCGGAUACCGACAAGUGGUGCUCAUUGGUCAUAGUAUGGGGAACCUUGUCGCAUUGCAUUUCUUCACUAAAAUCGUCGAUCAGGCAUGGAAGAAUAAGUAUAUCAAAGGACUUAUAUCGAUCGGAUCUCCUUGGGGUGGCAGCAUGAAAACGUUGCAAACCUAUGCAUCUGGCUAUAAUUUCGAUGUUCCCAAUUUCAUUCUGAAUCCAAUGAAACUUCGACCGGCACAGAGAACGUUCACAUCUCUAGCAAGUCUUUUCCCAACAAGAAUGGCUUGGGGUGGUAACGAAUUGAUGACCACCGUCGGAAAUAGAAACUAUACUUUAGCAGAUAUGCCAGAAUUCUUCUCCUAUUUGGAGUAUGAAACUGGGUGGAAGCAAAUAGGAAGGUUAGGUAUCGUUGAUAGGACACUUGCAGCACCAGGUGUGAUGGUUCACUGCAUCUUUGGGGUUGGAUUGCCAACAAUUAACAGAUUGGUAUGGUCCAGUUCCGCGUUCCCACACAAACAACCACUAGAGAUAAGAAAAGGAACUGGCGAUGGUACUGUUGAAGAGAAGUCAUCGGAAUUGUGUAAACAUUGGAAUCCGGGGAAUAACGCUGGAAAGAAGGUGACAGUACAUCGAAUUGAUGGCGGCGAUCAUAUGCACACGAUUCAUCAUCCCACAACUAUUGAAAUUGUUCGACAAGUUGUAAUUAGCUCGAACCAGGCGACUACAACCUCUCCACUUACUUGA